AGAAUUUUUUGGUCCCAGGCACAGCUGAGCAAUCAGUUGCAUAGUCCGUACCAUGGAGUCGAAACGCACCGUCGGGGUCUCGUCCAUGCUGGCCAUUGCCGGCUGUGGCCUGUCCUACCAGGCCUUUGUCCAGACGGCUGGUUCCAGCCACGGCGCCCCGACCCAGGCACUGCGAGGCAACGCCAGCCAGGCCACUCGCACAAACCUUUCUUCGGCUUCCGUCAGCGCUGCGGCGAGCAUCACUGGUCUGGCGGUUCUCGGUGCCAGCCGUGCCAGGGGUGACAAGGUUCGGCGCUGCGCUGAGUUCAAUGGAGCGGACAUGCCAGGUGCCACUGCCCCCCUUGGCUGGUUCGACCCGCUGGGGCUCGGCAAGACGGAGGAGCGCUUCAACAAGAUGCGAGCGGCAGAGCUGAAGCACGGAAGGGUUGCCAUGAUGGCCUCUCUGGGCUGCGUUGUUCAGCACUGGGCGAAGUUCCCCGGCUUCGAGAGCGCACCCGCUGGACUGGGCGCCCUCUCCAACCCAGCUGCUCUUGGUGGGAUGGGCGCUCUCUUCCUUGGUUGCGGCGUGCUUGAGCUGGGAUUCUGGUCCGACGAGGCGGCCAAGGAGCCUGGCAAUUUCGGCGACCCGGCCAACUUCUCGGCAGAGUACGGGGCUUACUCCAAGGAGUUCAGGGACAAGGAGAUCAACAACGGCCGCAUGGCCAUGAUGGCGAUCAUCGGGCAGCUCUCCGCUGAGGCCGUGACCGGGAUGGACGCUGCUCAGCAGGCCGGACUGGCCGCCGUUGCCCGGCCACGCCAGAUUCAGAGCUCCAGCGCCUUUGUGGGUGCAGCAUCCAUUGCUCCCAAGCGCCUCACUGCCCGACGCGCCUUUGAUGCCUCGCAGGAGGCUGGCGUGACGGCCCCGCUGGGCUACUUCGACCCGGCGGGAUUCGUGCAGGAUGAGGAGAGCUUUUUGAACCUUCGACGUGCUGAGAUCAAACAUGGGAGGGUUGCGAUGAUGGCGGCUUUGGGUUUGUUGGUCCAAAGCUUGAUCAAGCUGCCCGGCUUCGACAGCGUCCCGGCUGGUCUGGGUGCCCAGUGGACGGCCCCGGGCGAUGCGGGGCUUUGGACGGUGGUGGUCCUGUGCGGCUUCUUUGAGACGGGCUUGAACCAGUGGCGCGAGGACCCCAAGCAGCCAGGCAACUUUGGUGACCCCAUGAACCUUGGCAACUACACCAUGGAAAUGCGCAACAAGGAGCUGAACAACGGGCGCAUUGCAAUGUUUGCCGUGAUGGGAAUCAUCAGUGCGGAGAUCUACACAGGCAACGUUGCAGUGGCACAGUUCUAAAGCAUGUGCUUUCCGAGGCCAAUUUGCCGGCACACGAGUUUGGUAGCACACCCGCUUGAUUAGUGGAAGUCGGUGGUUCUCACUUGAGCAGUGGCCAAAACCACCAUCAGCCA
Messenger RNA from Effrenium voratum, 1440 nucleotides. The record is from the annotation of a GenBank genome assembly. NCBI's taxonomy places the organism in Eukaryota, Dinophyceae, Suessiales, Symbiodiniaceae.